GCGGGGCAGACGAGCCGGGAGGGAGAUUGCUGUUGGGUAUUUUCUACUCGGGAUUUUGUCUUUCCUUUUGCACCACGCAAGUUCUUAUUUAAAGAUCGAAACUUUUUGCCCUUCCCUUUUUUAGGAAAAAAAAAAAAGAUUGCACGGCUGCAUAAGAAGGGACAGUCACAGGCGCUCAAUUUAUGGCCGGCUGUUACACAGCCUACCCCAAGCAAGGGGAAAAGCGAGCUUGAUGAAAUGUGGAGAAAAUAAGGAAUUGCUCCUCCUCUCAGAGCUUCGUUGUGACCACAAUUUUCAGCAGGCCCGGAUCCCGCGCGCGGCCUUUGGUUCUUCAGCAAGGAAAGCCCUGCCUUCUUUGACGGCUGGCUGAAAGAUCUUUUAGUUUAAGGGAUUGAGGUUUAAGGGAUUGAAAGCACCUUUUAAUUACUCUCCUUUCGAAAGAAAACCCCAGACCAUUAAAAAGGAAAAUGAGGAAGAUUCUGACGUGCUGGACAUGCUUGCCUUUCAUCCUUUGCACUAUCUCAACUAAUUGUGGAUCAACUCAGAAUAUCUGUAAAAUCACAAAUAAAAUAGCAGACUGUAGUCAUUUAAAGCUUUCUCAAAUUCCCUCCAAUCUCCCAGCUGAUAUAACAGUGUUGGAUAUUUCACAUAACCAGCUGAGAAUGCUGCCGCCUAAAAACCUUACAAAGUACAAUCAGCUUGUUUAUUUAAAUGUGGGAUUCAAUUCCAUCUCUAGAGUAAGGAUACACUUGUGCCUCAGUUUACCUUUGUUAGAGGUAUUAAGGCUGGAGCACAAUCAGUUGCGUACAUUAUAUGGAGAAGUUUUUACUUCCUGUACCAAUCUGAGAGAGCUUAAUGUGGGAUUCAACUUUCUGAAUACAAAAAAUGAUCCUUUCAAAAAUCUGAAGAAUUUGGCAUUCCUGGAUGUCUCUCAUAAUCACCUAAGUUCUACAAAAUUAGGAUCUCAGCAGCAAUUAGAGAAUCUACAAGAGCUUGUGAUGUCUGAAAACCAAAUUACAGAAUUAAAUAAAGAAGAUCUAUACUUUCUUGGUAACUCUUCAUUAAAAAGAUUGGACCUUUCAUCAAACCCCAUAAAAGAGUUUCAACCAGGCUGCUUUCAAGCUAUUGAAAACAUAUAUGGCCUUGAUCUGAACAACAUUCCAUUGGGACCUGAUGGCACAGAGAAACUUUGCUUGGAAUUAUCUGGCACAAAAAUACAGAACCUUUCAAUGAGCAAUGUGCAACUUUCGCGGAUUUCCAAUUUGACCUUUAGUGGAAUGAGUAAAACAAACCUUACCAUUUUAAACCUAUCAAAUAAUUAUUUGUCUGUAAUUGAAAAUGGCUCAUUUAUAUAUUUUUCAAAUUUAAAAAAACUAAAUCUAAUGAAUAACAAUAUUACAAAACUGUUUUCUCAUUCUCUUUAUGGGCUUCACAAUCUGAUCUAUUUGAACUUGGAAAAUUCACAUGUCAGAAUAAUUGAUUUGGCUUUCCAGUGGCUAACUCACUUGAAUUACCUUAUUAUGGAUGGUAAUAGAUUUCUGGGGAUUACUCCUCAUACGUUUAAAGGUUUAGAAAAUUUGAAAAACCUGAGUUUAUGUCAGUGCAAUAUAAAUUCAAUAACGAAUACGACAUUUGCUUCACUUGCAAAUUCUUCCCUGCAGUUUCUCAAUCUAACAAAAGCUGGAAUCAUUUCCAUCAAGCCCAAAGCAUUUUCUUGGCUAAGGCAACUAAAAAUGCUUGAUUUAGGUUUAAAUAAUAUUAAGCAGAACCUUACAGGUCAGGAAUUUCAAGGUCUUAGUAAUAUUGAGACACUCUAUCUUUCAUAUAACUAUCAGUUGAAUUUGACAAGUGAAUCAUUCAGUCUUAUUCCAAGCCUUCGAAAGCUGAGAAUGAGAAAGGUACGUUGCAGUAAUCUUGCAAUCACCCCCUCACCAUUUCGUAAAUUAAAGAAUUUGACAAUCCUGGAUAUGGGUAACAACAAUGUUGCUAACAUAAAGGAUGAUAUAUUUGAUGGACUGCAUCAGCUUGAAAUUCUUGACCUGCAGCACAAUAAUCUGGCUCGACUUUGGAAACAUACAAACCCAGAUGGCCCUGUACUCUUUCUCAAAGAUCUUCACAACCUCCGUUUACUGGAUUUAGAAUCAAAUGGCUUUGAUGAGAUUCCACACAAGGCUUUCUAUGGCUUAUCUUUAUUGAAAAGCUUGAAUUUAAAUUCCAAUCUCUUAAAUCUACUUCCCAAGCCUGUUUUUGAUGAUCUGACAUCUCUGAGUUUUCUCUUCCUCCAGAAGAAUAUGAUCACAGCUAUUGAUGAAAAAGUGUUUGGGGCUGUUUUCAAACAUCUAAAAGUAUUAAAUAUGGCUUCAAAUCCUUUUGACUGUACUUGUGACAGUAUAGCUUGGUUUGUUAAUUGGCUCAAUAGCAACAAGACAUAUAUCUCAAAUUUAAACAAUUACCAAUGCAACACACCACCCAAAUAUCAUUCUAAUUCAGUAGCACAGUUUGAUACUUCUAUAUGUGAUAAUGCCCCCUUUAUGCUGGUAUACAUUUUUUGCACUACUACUGUAUCAUUGCUCAUCUUUAUAGCUCUGCUUGUUCACUUUGAAGGAUGGAGAAUUAAAUUUAUGUAUACUGUGGCUGUAAACAGAGUAUUGGGCAUCAAAGAAAUAGAUAGACAACAACAGCAAUUUGAAUAUGAUGCCUACAUUAUUCAUGCCAAGAAGGACAUGAACUGGGUAUCUAAGAACUUUAUUACCCUUGAAAAUCGUCAACCAGCCAUUCGAUUCUGUUUAGAGGAAAGAGAUUUUGAAGCUGGAAUAUCUGAAUUUGAAGCCGUCAUCAAUAGCAUAGAGAGAAGUAGAAAGAUCAUAUUUAUUGUAACUAAACAUCUCUUAAAAGAUCCCUGGUGUAAAAGGUUCAAAGUUUAUCAUGCGAUACAACAAGCCAUUGAAAAAAGUCGUGAUUCUAUUAUACUAAUUUUUCGACAUGAUAUUCCUGAUUACAAGUUAAAGAAUGCACUUUGUUUACGAAGAGCAAUGUUCAAAUCUCAUUGUAUCUUGGAGUGGCCUGUGCAGAAAGAACGUCUAAAUGCCUUUUACCAGCAACUGAAAUCAGCCCUUCAGUCCAAUAGUAGGAUAAUAUAAUUUGUUAUAAGAAGAAUAUUGCAUGUGUUUCUAACACUUAGUGGUUAAAAUGCCAAACUAAAAAUAUGAUACUGAAAAUAGAAGUAAAUGUAAAACCAUUCUUCCAGGAUUUUUUCUUCUAUCCAAAAUAGGAGAGUGUAGUAUCCAAACAUACAAAAUGAGUGAGUAACUUUUGGAAACAUCAAAUGUUUGCUGCAAAAGGCAGUGAAAGUAUUUGGAGGCGAGACCAAAAAAUAGGGUAUGUACUAUAUAAAAAUGUAGUUGAUUUUAAAUCCCAAACUAAUCUCCUUCUCUUCCAUGUGGUUCAUGUUGAAGUUUGUCCACCAUUCUUUCCAGCAAUUUCCUUUCACUGCUUACUCACAGCUGCCCCACUCCUCUCUCUUCACUGUAUGCCAACCUUUGUCUUAGCCACAUAAUCUCACCUGGGCAUCCUGCCUAGUGGACCUUCCUUUUCCUAUUCUCUAGCACAGUGGGAGGCUGCCAUCUUGCCUUUUUCUGACUGCUCAAAACUAGCUGGUCUAUACACAGAACAGUUCAUGCAUUGAACAAUUUGCACACUCCCAAUAUUUCAGUCUCUCUCCAGUUUCUUACUCAGAAAUAGGAGCUGCAAGUAAGUUAAGCUUUUGUCCUUGCUGCAUAAUAUUACUGGAAAAAAGAAAUGUAAAGAGCAGAAUCCCAAUAUCUGUUGCACUAGAACCAAUAUAUGUUGCACUAGACCCAGCUCCCCAAACAUGACAAACCCUCUGAAGUUAACUUAAAGAUUCCUUUAUUAGGAGUGCCAGCAGCCCCGGCAAAAAGUUUCUGUCUCAAUGCAGGCUAACAACUCCGUCCAGUAGGGAGAUGAAUAGUUGUCUGCCACAUCUAUUCAUUUCCAUUCCCUGUUUUUAUCCCCAGAGCUAGGGUGUGGCUUCGCUAGCAGCAGUGGCUUUUCCUUCCCAAGGAUUGGCCCACAGAUUUCCAUUGCUCUCCUCUCUUCUGCACAUCCGUGCAUCAGGCACUGGAUCCUGCUGUUCCUCCUCUUCCUCAUUAUCCACCUCCAGACCUGGGGGCUAUUGAUUCUCCAUCUGAGGGCUGAUGGAUGGUCCAGACUCUCUCUCUCUCUCUCUCUCUGCCAACUCCAUUCCCUCCCCCCUCAGAGCUCUCAGGUUGCCUUGAUGCUGACCCUGACUCCCAUGCCUCCUCCUCUGCUGGAGCUCCUCUGCUGGAGUCCUCUGCUGGGACAUAUGCAAUGGGAUCUAAAAGGGGGUGUGGCCUGACCAUGCCUCUUAUGGAUAGAUUGCUCUCUAACAAGACAUUUGAUUCCAGUUAAUUUAUCAUUGUAUUUGAAUUUAUGUUCUCAGCAGGGGUGAAAUGCUCCUGGUUUGGACCGGAUCAACUGAUCCGGUAGCAAUGGCGAUGGGUGGUUCAGAGAACUAGUAGCAAAAAUCCCUGCCCUCCCGCCCAUGCCCCCCCAAUGCCCAGUUGCCUGCUUCCCCACUUGCUGCUGCUGCUUUUAAAAAAUGCUUUUAAAAGAUAAAAAAAAGGAUUGUGGGCCACAGCUGAUCACCCCCCCGUGCGGUGUUCUACUUACCCCAUGCCUCCUUUUGGCACACACAUGCACAUGCACCUUGCAUUUGGUGCAUGGUGCACACUGCGCAUGCACACACGUGUGCAUGUGCAGCCAGCGAAUCAAUAGUAAACCGGUUCAGAUUUCACCACUGGUUCUCAGAUAUAUUUGGUGACCCAAAUUGGUCCUUCUAAAAAUAUAGGAUUCUUUCCAUUCAUGAGAUGAACUAGGAUCCAUAACUGUUACAUACAAAAAAACCAGAUAAAAUGUUCAGAUUAUACAUCCAUAGCAAUAAGGUUGUUCUCACAUUUUGUUUCUCUUCCUCUUCUAUGAACUAAAGAUAAGACAUUAUUAUCUUCCACAUAUUAGUAGAGUGUUGAAUGUAUUUUAAUCAACAGUACAUAUGCUUACAAGAUUUAUGGCUUGAUUUAGAAAAUCUUUAGUUUCCAUUCAUGUUUGUAUAACAUUUUUAUAUAAAAGUGCAUAUAUAAAACAAAAUUGAUAUGCAUAUUUAUUUGGAUAAACUUGAUCUUUUUGGUAAUAAAAUUUAGAAAAAACAAAGAGUAAUGGUUUGAUUGAUUCAAAUUGAUUUCUUGCAUAGUGACAUUUUUCCAGACUUUCUGCUGGAGGGAGAGUUUUAAAGUGACAAUGGAACUGAUCUGUGAAACCCAAUAUCAGUCUAGGGUGCUACACUGACCUGAUGUAUUAUCAUUCUUAUUAAUCUGAAUUAGUCUAAAGAUAUUUAAUUGAGAAGCAGAUCAGCUUCUGUACACUGACUGAAGAUACUGUAUGUUUCCAUAUAAGCAAUAAUAGAAAGAGAUCCUAUCGUUUUAUGAUUAUUAAAUACGAAAAUUAUUUAUAGUCUUACAAAUAAAAUCAGCUGGCAUGAUGUGACGCAAAGUGCCAAUUUCAAGCAUCCUUAUUUAUGCACAGGAUGAAUAAUUACUAUUAGGAAAUAAUAUUCUACGGCGAACCUUUUAGGCACAGAGUUCCCAAACCGGAAGGUGCAGUUUCCUCUUAAAUUUUUUUAAAAUGUUAAAUUGUGUAACUACAGAGCAACCUGGAAUAUUAGAAAUCAUUGGCAGGAGUCAUUCUGAACAGUCUGUCUAAGAAAUGACUGGGCAUCUCCAUGGGGAGAUGCAGGGUGCAUUUUGCGAAGAAGCCAGAGGUCUCUGUGACAGCCAUUUUGUGAGAGAGCCCACAGCAGGGUCUAAAAAUCGUAACAAUGUUGUCUGAAAACAGCCACCUAUUUCAGCAAUUACUCCUAGACUCUCCCAGCAAUAUUCUAGGGUUCUUGAGAAAUUAAUCGACUCUCUCCAGGAUUGGUUUCUUUUCCCCAAUCCCUACCAUAUUCAGGUGAGGUGAGCCCUGGGAGGAGGAAGGAGUGGAGCGGGCCUAAAAACGCUGAUAAAUAAAUGCACAUAUUACUUGCACAGGAAAAUGGAAAUAACUGCUAAAGAGAAGCUGUCAGUUUGCCAACGGCAAAGCCUUCUCACAAAAGCUUUCUUUUUCGUGCAGAAAGGCGAGCAAACGGUGAAGCAGGUGGAGAUAAAUUCUACUCCGGCGUAUAGUUCCCUAAUGGCCCCAAACGGACGGCUCGUUAAAAAGAUGUGUCUGCGAGUAAGGGAGAAACAACGCUACUUCCUCGGUCCCCUUUGGCGAACUAGGCUAGCUAGUUCAGGAGGGUUAUUUGCAAGGGCUUUCUCCAUUCAAAGCAUCUGACGGAGGCGCAAACGAUGGAGAGAACGGUCCACAAGAGGUGGCAUCUCCGGGGCGGGAGGAAGAGCAACGCCACAAGGUUUCUCUCAGCCAGCCCCCGAUCUACUGUUUUCCUCAAAACCUGGAAGCUCAGCCACGCGCCCCUCGCUCCCGAUGGCGGGCGCGGGCUGCCCGGCGCCCAAUGACCUCCUCUCGCCUCGGUUUUUGUUUAGCUUAGCAACCGCCGCUCCCUCCCUCGGCAGGCGCCUGGGUAGGCAGAAAGGCAGGCCUACGUAACCCGGGUGGCAGGCUGGCUCUCUCGCGCGCGCGGUCCGUCCCCAGCCGUCUUCGGUGCAGACCCGCAGAAGGGAAGCCCAGCGCUGGCCGAAAAGAAAGCCACAAAGCCCCCUCAGGCGCGACGCUUCUCUUCUGGCCGCC
Molecule: messenger RNA, 6822 nt
Organism: Ahaetulla prasina
Lineage: Eukaryota; Metazoa; Chordata; Lepidosauria; Squamata; Colubridae
Gene: TLR3
Product: toll like receptor 3
Exons: 5
Coding region: 468-3140 (890 amino acids)
Biological process (GO): toll-like receptor signaling pathway; immune response
Cellular component (GO): membrane
Molecular function (GO): transmembrane signaling receptor activity; protein binding
Source: RefSeq, a predicted model, not a curated record